AGUACGCCGCUGACAGACGCCAACAUUAAGGAAACCUCAACAGAGCAAGAAGCAAAUAAAGAUGCCAACCAGUGCUCCCAAUAUGAGGAUCAUGCCGACAAACGGCAGGCCUGGGAUAAAAUGUAAAGGUCCGGCUCCUUCAACAGAAAACAUCCCAAAGUACGAGCCCAACAUCCCUGAGCCCACGUGCAGAGCUGAUCUUCUCAAACACGCGAUCAAACUUUCCCUGGAUGACAAGACAGCCAAUAAAAUGCUGUGGAUCACAGAGGGUGGAUCCAAGGUGUCCCGCAUGACUGAUGAUGUAACUUGCCCCGUCCUGGAUAGACCAGAGAGAUAUGAGCAUGCCCCUCAGGUUCUUUGCAAAGAAGGCAUCCUGGGCUUCAGAGCUUACUGGGAAAUGACAUAUACAGGAUGGGUGGUGGCCGGAGUCGCCUAUGAAGGAGCAGGGAGGAGGGGAAGCGACGGACAGUGCGGGCUGGGAGAGAACGAACAUUCCUGGGGUCUCGGCUGGGGGGGAUCCCACUACCAGCUGUGGUUCAACGGCAUUAACACAGAAAUCUGGGAUGUGCCCCAGUGCUCCACCAUUGGGGUUUACCUCGAUUAUCCUGCUGGUGUCUUGAAUUUUUAUACAGUUGAAGAAGUGAAGGAGGGAGAGGGGAGCGACGCCACAAAGGAGGUCAGACUGCUGCAGCGGAUUAAGAGCUCCUUCAAAGGGAAGAUGCUGCCAGGUUUCUGGGUGGGACAGAAGUCGUCAUGUGUCUUGGUUAAACCAGAGGAGUGAAGUCGAGAGAGUGUUUUUCAUUUACAUUUUCCAACAUUUCCAACUUCAUAUCUAAACCUGAAAUAUGUUUAUCGACAAUGCAUAUUUUGGGAUAAUGCAAGAAAAAACUUUCAAAAUCAAAAUCUCUGUAUAUAGAAGCACUUUUGUUUCAGUGUUUGUGCAUCAUUUAUUUGUUAAGUCUGUCUAAAGUCAUUGUUAAAUAUUGUUUUGAGGUGUCAUUUCUAUCUUUAUAUACAUGUUGUAGCAUUGUGUGUGUAUAUUCUGGUGUCAUGGAUGUUAUCUGUACUUGAUAGAUUUAAUAUAUAUCAUUUUGUGUGACUUUAAAUAAAAUAAAAACACUGAAUAUCAUCACACAUUAUAAAGCUGUGACUACUUUGUGCAUUAUAAUUGCCAACAGCUGAUA
Epinephelus moara (kelp grouper) is the source of this 1184-nucleotide messenger RNA. Its product is annotated as stonustoxin subunit beta-like. Gene Ontology annotation, molecular function: protein binding. The transcript has 5 exons. Lineage: Eukaryota; Metazoa; Chordata; Actinopteri; Perciformes; Serranidae. The coding region runs from base 62 to 781 and encodes 239 amino acids. The record is from RefSeq and is a predicted model, not a curated record.